This is a messenger RNA of Otolemur garnettii (small-eared galago), 3762 nucleotides long. RefSeq names its product cilia and flagella associated protein 61 (gene CFAP61). NCBI's taxonomy places the organism in Eukaryota, Metazoa, Chordata, Mammalia, Primates, Galagidae. The transcript has 27 exons. The record is from RefSeq and is a predicted model, not a curated record. Bases 70 to 3762 code for a protein of 1230 amino acids.
GGGCAGCGCCAGCCAGCCCCGCGGCGGCGCCCGGACUGGGUCCAGGGCGCAUCCCCACCCAGGCUAAAAAUGUCAGUACUUACUUCUCCAAGAGGAAAGGCAGAAAUUGUUCACUGCCGAAGAACAGAAUCACAUGAUAUUUAUUGUAUUAAAAGCCUCAUUAGAAAAUUUACCCAGAAGCUGUUUGGGAGGAUUAAUAUCAUCUAUCUUCUAGAAAAGGCAAACCUUGCCAUAACUCUCUGCAAUGACAAGGAGGAGAUCAUGGCUCAGGGCACCUUCCUGGACUAUCCCAACUGGAAUGUUGCCAAGCAGGACGACUGGGUGUCAGUGUUCCGGGAGCUCGACAGCGAUCUCCCAUGCACGCCUCUGAAUACGUUGUUUAUGCACCUCUUUGUGGCUGUGGAUGAGUAUUCCACCGGCUGCUGCAAAGAGAUUAUUCGAAGCGUGUUUAAGGCAGUGCCGGAGCUGCACUUCAUCUUCCUCACAGUGCCGUCCUACAUGAGCAUUGGCUCAACCCUCAUAACUGUUUUUGACCAAGUGGGGAGUGUUCCAUGUCUGACGUACUCAGAGGACUUCACCGUGUAUGUGUGUCACAGGCACAGUCACUACCCUCAGCUGUACAUUCGCAGAGCCAGGGUGGAAGAUCAUGACGAACUCAUGCCAGUAUUUAUGCACUACAACACCAUUCUGAAGGAAACGUACGGCGAAUACUUCCUGGCUGAGCUAAUAGAAGCCCAAGAUGAAGAGAAUCACGCUGUCGUGUGUGAGGUGAAAGGCGCAGCAGUCGGGUUCAUGAGCGUGUGCUCAAGCGUGAACAUGGAACUGUUACAUGCCUGCUUUGACUUGGGGCCUUUCCAUGGACUCUGUUUCCCACAUCCCGAAGAUGUUCUGGAACCACCACAAGAGCUAAGUGUCGAAGGAAGUCAAGAUACUGAGCUCAGCCAGAAUUCCCAAAAAAUAGUUGAGGAGCCACAAGAAUCUGUCACUCCAGCAGCCAUGGAAAACACCCAGGAAAAAGUCAUAGGAGAAGCUGCAUCUGAGGAAGCUUCAUCAGCAGGCCAAAAUGGAAAUGCCCACGACCUGGAGGACAUGGAAAAACUCAGACACAUCCCCACAGGUCACGGUGGCAGCAGUAGGGCCUCAACAUCCACCUCGCUGCUGGAAGAGCCCCGCCACUUCCGCCCCAUCUAUAAGGGAGCCUCGGCCGCUUUCUGCAUUCAGCUGUUCUGUAUUGAUGAGAGAUAUGAGGCAAGGUCACUGGAUUUUAUGAAUUUUGUCUUCAGUCUUUUUCCUAACAAGAACUUCUGCAUCAUCUCUCUGCCCCAUCUCACCCCUGAGUUUGUCCUCAUCCAGAACUUCAUGAGGAUGGUCCCCUUCAACAACUGCAGCCUCGAGCAGGACCUCUACGUCUUCCAUCGGGCUGGACUGCUCAAGUCCAUUAAUAUCAGAUUAGCCACUCUCUUGGAUACUCCUGGUGUGGAGAAUCUCGUCAGCACCCUCCUGCUGAAUAAAAGCAUCCUGGAGGAUUUGACCCAAUAUAACAAGGCUCGCAGAGACCCUGAUGGAACACCACUGCAGGCAUUUGUAGCCGAAGUUGCAGAACAGAUAGUUGGCAUUGCAGUGAUCAGAAAUGAAAUGGACAUCGAGUACAUACGAGCCCAUUACAACAUUGAAGAUUUCAUCUACUUCAGUCACCACCAGCGCGAAGAACACGGGCACUUGUACCACUUUGCCCUCAACCCCAUUUUCCGGCACUACACCAAGUUUUUUCUGAAGGAGAUCCUUCGUUUGGGCUACAAGUCCUGUCUUUACUACCCUGUUUAUCCCAGAUCCAGGGACGGCAAGUUCCAGAACCCCUACGCCCACUCGCUGACAUCUGCCCUUCAUUAUUUGGUUCCCGUGCGACCACGACGACAGAUUGUCUAUCCUCUGGAAAAGCUUGGCAUAAACGCUCCAUCAAAGGAGGUCUCCAAGGAUCUGAUAAGCUAUGCCUUAAACCAUACUAACAGAAAACUAACACUGGAACCUAAAAUAACGGUCAAUGCUAAGAUUGUUGUGGUUGGUGCAUCUAGUGUUGGAAUUUCCUUCCUAGAGACGCUGGCAUUUUGCUCUCACCUGAAGUUCAAUAAUCUCACCCUGAUUUCAACUCACGGACUUCCAGGCAAAAACCUUCUGGGAGCUGAACAAAGGAAGUUUCUAGCCAGCGACCACUGUUUUAAUGAUAAAGAUUACGCGUUGAUGUCACUGUGCUCCUGGGUGAAUGUUGUGGUUGGUAGAAUGACUGGCAUAGACCGGGCCGCCAAGUACGUCGUGCUUUCCAAGGGAGAAAUUGUGCUGUACGACCACCUCAUCCUCUGUACUGGGCAGCAGUACCAGGUCCCAUGCCCCACAGGGGCCGACAUUAGUCAGCACCUGACAAACCGGGAGGUCCCCCACAGCAGCAGGCGCCGCUACACCGGGCAGGUCCCCUGCAAUCACUUCACUCUCAGCGACGAGGAGGACUGCCUCAAGGCGCUGGCCUGGAUACGGAACAACUCCAUCACCUCGGAAGGGAACGUCAUUGUCUAUGGAAAUACAAUUGAUACUUACACCACGGUGGAAACGCUCUUAAACCUGGGGGUGCGGGGCCCCUGCAUCUUCCUGGUGAAGCCCCCGCCCACCUCCACCAUCACUUGCAUCAACAACUACUCGGUGGAGAGCGCCGUGGAGGACGCGCUCAGGGGCGCUGGUGUGACCGUUUACCAGGACGCGAUCUUGGCCCAGUGGAACGACGGCCUGGACCCCGACCCCAUCCACAGCGCCAGCUUCACCACGCCCACCAAGCCUUUCCGACUCCAGUGCUGCAUGUUCUUCAGCUUCUGUGAGAAGAAUGUGGAUUACGAAACCUUUAAAGCAUUAAAUGAUGCAUGUCUUGUCUAUGACGGUCGACUUGUGAUUGAUACCAACUUCCACACCAACGACAUAGCCAUCAGAGCCGCUGGCUCCCUCACCAAAUUCUCCAAUAGAUAUUACUCAAAUGAGUGGACUCACAGCAACUUCAAUUCCAAAGAAAUCGGCUUUCAGCUGGCAGCAGCUAUGCUCAGCCUUUUUGAUCCAACCCUGGAACCUGUGACAGAGCCACCAGCUGAUCUCGACCGGCUCAUCCCCAUGUACAAGGGAGCCAAGAUCCAAGGAGGCAUUCUUCCUGGGUCUUACCACUAUCUGCAUAUUGCCAAGCCUGCCAUCCCGUCUCCCUUGGAGGUAGUAAUGGCGCAGCCUAAUUUUGGUUCAGAAAUAAUAACAGGCACUGCGAAAAGUGGGACCUACUUCCGAAUUCACAUUAACAAGUAUAAAAUGGUGGAGACCAUCACGUGCCUCUCCAAGGAGCCUUUUCCCACCUCCAACUACAUCCGCUUGUUUGGGCAGCACGAGCAGCUCCUCAACAACAUGUGUGCUCGGUAUGAUGACAACCUCAUCAAAGAUUUCUACAGCUACUUCACGGAGUCGUGGUGCAUGGCCCUGUUCCACGAUCGUUUUAUUGAUCUCAGGAAAGAGUUACGCCAAAUCUUAGCUUCCAAAGAGGAGGAAACCCUUCCUUCCAUAGAACAGUUGGCCCAUCAGAUCGAAGAUGAAGACUUAAGACUGAAGGAGAAGCCCAGGGCGUACCUCAGAAGAGUUUACAAGGAAACCAUCUACAAGCCCCUGGUGGAGAGGAGCAUCCUCGACUACUUGCACUAUAACUAUAACCACCUGCCCAUGUACGCGUGGCCAGGCAUCAUUUAG